AUGAAACCUUUUCAUACCAUAUCUUCCUAUUUCCUAUCUCUAUCUCCCUCAUUUUCAACCUCUAUUUUUCUACCCUCCCUCGUUUUCUUUCUUAACCUCCCUCGUUUUCUUCCUCCUGAUUUUCCACUUUCUACCUCUACUUUUUCUACCUCCCUCGUUUUCUUCCUACCUCUCUUUUUAUUUCCACUUUCUUUCUACCUCUACUUUUCUACCCUCCCUCGUUUUCUUCCUACCUCUCUUUUUAUUUCCACUUUCUUUCUACCUCUACUUUUCUACCCUCCCUCGUUUUCUUUCUACCUCUACUUUUCUACCCUCCCUCGUUUUCUUUCUACCUCUACUUUUCUACCCUCCCUCGUUUUCUUCCUACCUCUCUUUUUAUUUCCACUUUCUUUCUACCUCUACUUUUCUACCCUCCCUCGUUUUCUUCCUACCUCUCUUUUUAUUUCCACUUUCUUUCUUUCUAUAUUUUCUAUCCUUCUACAUUGUAUACCAUAUUUAUUAAUUUAG
Acanthosepion pharaonis is the source of this 507-nucleotide messenger RNA. NCBI's taxonomy places the organism in Eukaryota, Metazoa, Mollusca, Cephalopoda, Sepiida, Sepiidae. The record is from the annotation of a GenBank genome assembly.